GCGCCGCGCCCCGGCGCUCAGUUCGCCCCAGCUGCCUUCCGAGCCUGCCCCUGCCCGGUGCGACCCCGCCAUGUCCGCGGCCAUGAGGCAGAGGUUCGACCAGUUUCUGCACGAAAAGAACUGCAUGACCGACCUCUUGGCCAAGCUGGAGGCCAAGAGCGGCGUGAACCGCAGUUACAUCGCGCUCGGUGCCGGUGGGCUGGUGGCGCUGUACCUGGUGUUCGGCUACGGUGCGUCUCUGCUGUGCAACCUCAUCGGCUUCGCCUACCCGGCCUACGUUUCGAUCAAGGCCAUAGAGAGCCCCAACAAGGACGACGACACUCAGUGGCUGACCUACUGGGUAGUGUACGGCGUUUUCAGUCUUGCUGAGUUCUUCUCGGAUCUCUUCCUGUCCUGGUUCCCCUUCUACUAUAUGCUGAAGUGCGGCUUCCUGCUGUGGUGCAUGGCCCCCAGCCCAUCCAAUGGCGCUGAGCUCCUGUACAAGCGAGUCAUCCGGCCCAUCUUCCUGAAGCAUGAGUCCCAGGUCGACAAUGUGGUGAAGGAUCUGAAGGACAAAGCUAAGGAGACCGCAGACACUAUCACUAAAGAAGCCAAGAAAGUGGCCGUGAAUCUACUGGGUGACGAGAAGAAGAGCACCUGAACUGCACAGAGCCUGCGCCCGCGGCCCCCUCCGACCCACCUCCCACAAGAGCUUGUAUUCCACUGGGCUGGGGGCGCCGUGCAGGAAUGUUGCCUUGAAACAUCCGAUCUGUUAGAAAGAGGAGUGUGUGCUACAUCUGUCUAUCCACAAGGAACAUUUUAAUCUGAACAUAAUGCAAGGGGCAGUGUCCAAAGUAUUAGAAAAUUUGUUGCCUCUAGGUAGGGUAUGUUGUGCCUGAAUGAAACUUAAGUCUCUCUCCUGGCUUUGUGCUUCCUGAUCUCUGCAUGCAUUUUCUCUGUGUAUUUUGGGGUACUCUGUAGGGUUCUGUUUUGUGUGCUGUGCAGUUUUGUGUGGAAUGUUUCUGAUGUCUUUGUGUGCACAUACAUGUGGGGAGAUGCCCACUGGUCAUGACAGGGAGUGUCUGCAGCCAGAGCAGGUGGGUGAGGUUGGGUGUUGCUGACCUGGUGGUUUCCAACCAGCCCAGCUGUGUAAAGCUGCUGCUUCAGUGAUGCCUGGGGGAGUGUGUGACAGUUGCCAUUUGAAGUCCAGCCGCUGUCGCCAUGACUCGGGACUUGUGGUAAAGCUGCUUUCUUAGAUUGUUCUUCAGAUGUUAAAACCACCCUGGUUUCACCUUUCCCCUUUAAAGCUGGAAGGGAACCUCAGAGAUUUGCACAUCUGAAACAUUUCCUCCAAGGACUUCAAGCCACCAAGGACAGAGGCCUCAGAGUGGGCCUGUGGGAAGGAUCGUGACUGUCUACUCCGAAUGGUCAGGUCCAGCAGCCAUCACCUUCCUUCCUUGGCCUUCUAGAUCAGACUCAAGGUCUUCGUAGUUUACCUGUCAGAAUUAUCUGUAGACUAUUUACAUACAUCACUUUAUGCUCCUUUUGGUAAAAUGGAUUUAACUACAGACCAAAAAUGUUUAAAAUCAGUAUUUCCAGGUUGACAAGCCAAACAGGUUACAGAGGCCUUGACAACUUGUCAAGUAAAAUUUUGUUGACUAUUGCUGAAGUCCCUCUGAAUUAGACCAAACAGAAUAAAAUAAGAAUAUAACAAAACUGAAUGCCCAACCUAUAAACUCCAAGGCACAUUCAGAUGACCCUCCUUUAGAUAACAAUAUCAUACUGAUGGUUCAUGAUGUAAAAAUAUUAAAGCUUUCAAAAAUAACCCAGAUAAAAUGGAUUAGGGUAUUAAUUCUUGGUUGGGAAAAACAGUGACCCAAAGGCAUUUUAGUAUGCUUACCUGAGGUGGGGAGGACUUUCAGAAAACAAAGAGGAGGAAAUUAUUCAGAGAAAAGCCUUGGGCUAAAAACAAAAAACAAGUGGGCAGGCACUGGAGAGCUGGUGUGGUUGGUGUGGUGGGUGGGGCUUCCUUGCACACAGCUGGCACAAGCUUCGCUUCAGUGAUCCCCAAGCACAGCCAUAUGUGGCCUCAAAGUCCAACAGAGUAUCUCGUAAAGCAUGACUUCUCCUCCCCUGCAAACUGGGUCGCUGUUAGCGUGUUCGUGAUCGGUGUGUUGGAAUCUAGAACAUGUAAGGCUCCGUAGGCAGGUGCUGUCUGGCAGGAGGGAGUGGCCGGGAACCUCCAGUGGCUCCUAACUGCGGUAAGACCAUGUCUUCAGAAGGCAGCUCCUCCAUACAUUCUAGAAGAAACACUGGUUUUGGCAGUCCAGCGUUCAUACAGAUCAUACUAAUGACAAGUUAUGAGUGAUUCUCAGUUUAUACUUCUCUAAUACAUGACCAUGGAUAGAGUACUUAGUAAUUGAGCAGAAUAUAAGCAUUUAUUUGUACGUAGUGUUUUGACUAUGAAAAAUCAGAGUCCUACAGUUGCGUGUGCGCGCGCACACACACACACACACAUGUAAGGAUUUUAGAUCAUUACUACAAGCCUGGGGUGUGUCAUCUACAACAGUCUGAAAAAGAGCAUAGCCUUUAAAAUAAGUUAUUGCUGAUCCCACUUACCUUGAAGAUGUGGUGUGGUUACAGAUGUAAAUAAAAUUCUGUUACUCGUUGCA
Sorex fumeus (smoky shrew) is the source of this 2651-nucleotide messenger RNA. It is a transcript of the gene REEP5, whose product is annotated as receptor accessory protein 5. Bases 71 to 640 code for a protein of 189 amino acids. The transcript is spliced from 5 exons. Lineage: Eukaryota; Metazoa; Chordata; Mammalia; Eulipotyphla; Soricidae. The record is from RefSeq and is a predicted model, not a curated record.